Molecule: messenger RNA, 2598 nt
Organism: Penaeus indicus
Lineage: Eukaryota; Metazoa; Arthropoda; Malacostraca; Decapoda; Penaeidae
Exons: 8
Coding region: 856-2598 (580 amino acids)
Source: RefSeq, a predicted model, not a curated record
CGUGCUGUGCAGCCGCGGGCGCCGCCACGCUCCGCAACGGGAAAUGCUCGUGUCGCCAGCGCCGGCCUCUCUCUCAGCCAUUGCCUUCUCUUUCCAGCUUGGAGGCCGAGCGGCGGAGCGGCAGCGAAGCAGGGCGAAGCAGAGGCGAAGCAGGCAGCCACGGAACCAGCGACUGGCGGCUCAGUACUGGCCGGACGGUCGCGCGGGAAAGACGUGUGACGCUGCGCUCUGAGGCGAGGGAGGUGCUCGGCUCCGACUCGCACGUGGACCGUGUCUGGCCAAGGAGGAGGACGCGUCUCCUUUGCAUCUUCGUCUCGCGAGAAGGAUUGUGUGUGAAGCUCAACUAAUGAUUUGUUUUGAAGUGUCUUGAAAAAAUAAGUGCUUCCAAUACUUAAAAGAAAAAAAUUUGCUGUGCAGACAAAAGGCUGUUUGGUUAAAAAGUGUGCAAGAGCCGCAGCUCCUCGCGAACGGAAUCCUUCGUUUCGUUCGUCCGCCGCUUGGCAGCACGCCCAUCGCCACCCACGCCCACGCGCCCGCGCCCAUCACUGGAGGUCGCGCGCCCGGAGACAGGUCGAAGAGGAGGAGUGACCGGUGACUGAAGACCAACACCCGGGGACUCCCUGCUCCCUCCCUGUACACCCCCCCCCCCCGCCGCCGCCUAGGGAUCGAAAGGGUUUACUCUGAGUUCUCACCGAGCGAUCCCCGAGCCUUCCGACGGAGGCCCCUGAGCGAGCCCACCCAAGCGACAGCCCGCAGCCCAGGAGCCCCUCUCCCGAGCGCCUGGGAGGAUGCCAGCGCUGCGGGCGCGCAGCUAAGGGCUCACAGGACCUCGGGUCAGAGGCCCCCGCCGCAGCCAUGUCCUCCGGCACCCACUCCUCGGGGGGAUCCUCCUCGGUGGGGCCCCACCUCGUCCCCGUCGGCAUGGCGCUCACGCCCAAGGUGCUCCUCAAGCGACACAAGCUGCCCGCCGCCGCCCACCUGCACAUGCCCGCCCCGCCCCCUGGCCUCGACCUCUCCCGCCCCCUCAUGCUCUACAAGACCUACAACUCCACGAAGGUCCGCGGCGUGUCCCUCCGGCCGGGUCGCGACGGCGCCCUCACCCCCGUCGGCCCGGCCAUCGUCAUCCCAGACUCCUACACAGGCUGGUUCGCCAUCGUGACGAGCGAGGGCCAGACGGCGCCCUUCUUCUCGUCGGUGGAGCAGGUCGCCACCAGCAAGGUCUCCUUCUUCCUCACCAGAUACGACGUGCCCGCCUACACCAACCUCAAGGAUGCCGAGGGUCGCAUGACGUACCAGAAGACGGUGGUGCAGAGCGGCCAUGUGCUCAAGCUCAUGGGCAUCUUCGAGGACCUCAACGCCCGGAGGACCAACAGCGCGGGGCGAGGGCGCGAUGCCUCCAGCGUCUUCAACUGUGAUAAAUACGCCCAGUGUCUCAACUACAGGAAUGAGGUGGUGUUCCUUCCGUUCUCGGCGUCGGGGCGCUUCUACACGACGGCGCACAAGACGAGCAAGAACCCCAACCACGUGUACCUAAUGGCGCACAUCCUCAAGAACCACAAGCUGCCCCUCACCGUCAGGCUCGUGUGCGGCUUCAUGCCCCGCGUCCCGUGCAACUUCACCGGAGUGCUGCGUCUGGAGCAGGCGCAGAAGGAGGCGGUGAUUCUGGCGUGCACGAUGACGGACGAGGCUCAGGCGACUCUGUUCGAGAUCGAUGUGGCGUCCAACUUCGUCCUGACGCCCGUGAAAGACCCGCUGUUCCCCAAGUCGCCCAUCUUCCUCAAGACCGUCUCUUACUGCGACGACGAAGCCGAACCCUGGCGGCGACAGAUCAAGGUGACUCACCAUGUGACCGAGAAGAGGUCAAGGUCAUUGACCCGAUCACUGAGUGACAAAUUCGUGGAGCCGAUGGCCAGCGUGCGGCCGCUGAGCCUGUCGUUCCUGUCGGUGGACAACGACAAGAAGAAGGGGCGCAGCCGCGACCGGUCGAGGGACAGCCGCCAGAGCGAGCCCGGCCGCGACAAGAGCCGGGAGCAGAGGUUCCGUGAGUUCCGCAGCCGCGAGAAGAGCGUGGAGAAGACCAAGUUCAAGUACCACGACUACAGCAACAGCUUCAGCGGCUUCCCGAUCGCCGAGCACAGCCUGGAGGCCAAGAAGAAGAACUCGGACCACCGCAAGAUCUCCAAGCAGAACACGUACGUGCUACAGAACGGGCGCGGCGGCUCCAAGCACCCCGAGCGGCGGGCCGAGAGCGACCUGGGCGGCUACAAGAGCAGCAGCAUCAACAACAGCAUCAACAGCAACAGGUCGGUGGAGAACCUCGAGUACUCGCGCGUGGCCGACGACAUCAGCCCCAUCCCCGAGACGGAGGAGGACGCGUCCGAGAGCCACUACGCCGAGAUCUGCGACUCCGGGCAGCGGGGCCGCAGGCAGCCCUCCGCCAGAGGCCACCCUCCGCUCAUGAUUCGGGGAAGAUUAGUCUGGGAGUCCCCGGGAGAGUUUGCAGAGCGGAGAGGCGUGUUGAGAAGGCAGGCGAGAAGGGGACGAACUAGGAGUCAUGCUCGUACGCACUUAUAUGAUUACAUCGUGUUGCGCACAUAG